This is a messenger RNA of Sphaeroforma arctica JP610, 225 nucleotides long. RefSeq lists its product as hypothetical. The transcript has a single exon. The record is from RefSeq and is a predicted model, not a curated record. The annotation marks the transcript as partial. Lineage: Eukaryota; Ichthyosporea; Ichthyophonida.
AUGCCCAACUCGCACAUACUAACUCGUUAUCGUGCGAAUACACAUGCACACGGACUACGCAUACAGAGCAGUGUGCGUAUCCUCAAUAACUGUGAGCUGCAAGGCAUCGAGCCGUUUGAUGAGGCACUGGCGGACUUACGGGAAAAGAUAAAACCACUCGCAAGCAGCCGAGACUAUGAGUGGAGUGUGGACGAGAUGACUGCCACGUUGCAUGUCAUGGCCAGG